UCCCGGCCCUGUGGGAUAUAUGUGGAUUUUGAAUGUUGUUUUGAAUAUUCCAGUGUAACAAUGAUUUAUAGAACGUUAAAUAUACAGUCGUGGGCUGCUGAUCUGUGCUAGGAAUAACCACAACUUUUGCGUCAGUGAUAAUUUGUGUCGAAAUUGUUUGCACGAGAGUUUGGGAACUUCAAAAACGAGACUUCACGAGAUUUCAUUUCCCCAAAUGGCUGCCUCCAAGUGAACAAUUCUUGACACCACCAAUCUUCCCCAGAUUCUGUCUUCCGUACGGUGGAAUGAACUGAUUAGCGAUAUCAAGUUAAUCACUAACUUUGCAGGGUGAGGAUGGACGGUUUCGGCCAGUGGCAGGCGGGGUUUAGUAGAGGGCCUCCAAACUUGGGCCCGCGCCCCCCUCCCCAUCCAUCACAGUUUCCUUUUCAUCCAAAUCCAAGUACGGGGCUGCCCAAAGACGCGGGGCUAAACACCGGACAACAGCAAAAUCAGAACAAUGAAGGCCAGCAUUUCUACCCAGGGACACAUACGUCAGGACCUGGAUAUACAAACAUGGGACAACAGCAGCAGCAUUUUGGAGAAAGGUUUUCUUUCCAUCAGGGUUCUGUGGACAACUUAAGCUUUCCAACAUCAUCCUCCAGUCAGCAGCAGUAUGAUCACUCUCGAACACAGAUAGGUUUUCCGUCAGGACCUCCGAUGUUGGAGGAAAUCCCUCAGGACAUGGGACACUACGCGGACCAUGGGGCAAGAGAUUCGCAUUUUGCCAACAGCAUGCAGUCACAACAACCAAACAUCAAUAUGGCUCAACAUGGCACAGCUUUUCAACAGAACGUUUCCUCUCCAUUUGCCGUAAAUCCACCGUCAAAUAUGCUCAAUGAUAGUGGUGGCACUUCCAGCAGCACUAGUAUGAGCAGGGGUUUUGUCAACAACAGUUUUAAUCAAAUGACAGCAUUUCCUCCACCAGUUAGUCAUCAAGGCCAAGAGUUUCAAACUCCAAAACAAAGGCUGCCAAACAUCCCCCCUCCACCCUUGUUCCCACCCCUACCCAAUAUCUCAGGGCAUCUUCCAUUUACAUCAAAUGUCAGGCCUGCAACCACGUCAGGUCUGAGACCAUCCCAUGGCCAGACUUCUCAUGACCACAGUGUACAACCUUCAGAUGACAAGGUACAGGCUGAUGCUGAUAGACAGUGGCUGUCUACUUGGCUGACAAAGAGAGGCCUUGGGACAGCCAGAACAAAAGGGGAGAAAGGUCCUGCUUUGACACUGCCAGAGGUGAGACAGAAGCUGGCGGAGUGGAGAUCUCUCCUGGACCAGCUGACUGAACAGAAAGCCGUGCUGACAGAGGCUGUGGGGGCAGACGAGUCUACGUGGCAGGCUAAGAUGACACGAGCUGCAGAUAUCAAAGGCAGUUUAACAAAAAUGGAGAGCAUGUUUGGGGAUGAGCAGUUGCUGACACAAUUGGAAAGGAAACUUUCAAGAAUCCAGAAGAAGAGGGCUAGGAUGAGAAGGUUACGGGAGGAAUCUUACAGGAGAAGACAGGAGGAUGAGCAGCGAUGUCAGGACAGACAUCAGAAGAUCGACAAGUGGAGAAACAACAUCCUUCAGAAGGAUUUAGAUGCCAAGAGGGAGGCAGAGCUUAAGAAGGAAGUUGACGAUACUCUGUCAGAGGUGCGUAGGAAGCAAUCAGAGGCCACUAAAUCCACAGAGCUGUUGAAGUCUCUGGGCAAGCUGAGAAAACUCAGGAAGGAAGCCAAUGAGAGGAAAGGUGUGAAAACCUCAUCAGAAGCAGAGCGUUUGUUUGAGUGUAAGCUACAGGACUACAUAGAGAUGAUGGUUGAUCGCUCCAAGAUGUAUGGAGAAGAGGAGAGGAUGCUGAGAGCAGUGGUGGAGGAGGAGCAGGAGGAGGAGAGGGAGAGGUACAGACGGGCCAGAAAAAAGAAGGAAGAAAAAGAAGCCAGGAAGAAAGAAGCAAGACAACUAGAGAUGCUGUUUGGACCUACAGAUCCUCUAGACACAGCUGACCCCCUGCUGCCCUACAGACAGUACUAUGAGCAGGGAGACAACAGUGUACAAUCCCUCCUACAUAUUAGGAGAGAGUGGGAUAUGUAUCUUGUCCCAGAUGGCACAGUUGGGGCGACAGGUGUACCUCUAGGUUGGGUCGUACCAUCUGAACCCACCAGCGAGGUAUGGGCAGGAUGCCUCAAGGAAAACAUAGAGUGAUGGUCCUGGGAUGGCCCUGGCAAGUCAUGUGGACUCAAAUUGAAAACAGCUGUCAUAGAUUCUAACCUUACCCAAGGAAUUUUUCACAUAAGUACAAAGAAGCCUUUAGUUUACUGUCAUGUGGAUGUCUGACAAGGAAAUGUUGGCAUCCUUCUGACAAGGAAAUAGAAGCUGGCAAAAGCUAUAUAUGUUUUCUCCAAGAUGAUAUUUCAUAUUAGAUAUGCACAUCAGACGUGACAUAAUGAAUUUUGUUAUUCAUUUCAUUGCUAUCUUUGGACAGAAUAAAGUUGACUUAAACUGUG
Messenger RNA from Branchiostoma belcheri (Belcher's lancelet), 2522 nucleotides. RefSeq names its product programmed cell death protein 7-like. NCBI's taxonomy places the organism in Eukaryota, Metazoa, Chordata, Leptocardii, Amphioxiformes, Branchiostomatidae. The record is from RefSeq and is a predicted model, not a curated record. The transcript is spliced from 9 exons. Bases 334 to 2220 code for a protein of 628 amino acids.